Messenger RNA from Silurus meridionalis, 2397 nucleotides. RefSeq names its product TAP binding protein like (gene tapbpl). The record is from RefSeq and is a predicted model, not a curated record. NCBI's taxonomy places the organism in Eukaryota, Metazoa, Chordata, Actinopteri, Siluriformes, Siluridae. Bases 233 to 1537 code for a protein of 434 amino acids. The transcript is spliced from 9 exons. Gene Ontology annotation, biological process: antigen processing and presentation of endogenous peptide antigen via MHC class I. Gene Ontology annotation, cellular component: membrane.
CACUGUGUACAUACGCCUACUUACUGCAUGCUCCUCUUAAUGCGGAAGCUUGGUUUUUAAAUGAAAAGUGAAACUGCAAUGAAUUAGGGGAUCUUUAAAAUACAUCAGAUAUCAGACCCGAGUUUAAUGUUUUUGUAUGAUUAUUUUCGUUACAGUCGUUACAGCCUUACAGUGUAAGGGCGCUGGGGUUAUACAGUUACAGUGUUUUGCGUUUUGAUAAAAGUAAUCUGUCAUGUUAGCAGUUUUUGUUUUGGCUUUUCAGCACGCGGUGGCACACGGUGUGCAGGUGGCGGAUGUGGUACUGUCCUGCUCCUACAUUGAGGAAGGGGGAGGAAUGACUGGAUCUCACUUUAUACGCUCGCCUGCCACUGUGGUCCUAAAAGACCUUCCUAUGAACUCUGACUUUUCGCCUGAAACCAUCACCCCCUACAUCCCCCCUGUCACUCCUAACCCCGAUGACCUGAUUUUUGAGACCACGACUUCAUCAGUGGAGAUUCCUGAAGCAGAGUCUCUUCUCCAUGCUGACUGCAAUGAACAGGAAGUGAUAUGUGAACUGAGUUCUUAUAUCCCUCGAGGGGCAAAAUCGGAUUCUGUACCUGCCCAUUUCAUCGCCUCAGUACAGCUUGAAGGAGGAGGGGUCGGCUUCACUCUGGUGCUACAGGCGAUGUCCAAUGAGGAGGCAGAAUCGAAAGCUGCAUCACUAAUGCAGAGCAAACUUCAGCUUCCUCUCAGCCAGUGGGGAACUCUGAUCACAGAUGCUGUGUUUGUGGUGUUCUCUCGUGCGCCCUCCAUUGCGGUCUCUAUCGGACAAGACAUUGUGUUAGAUUGUGGUUAUAGGCAAAGGGACACCCCUACAGAGCUAAAUUUGGGUCUUGAGUGGCGCUGGCAGUAUAGAGGACAUGGGCGGACCAUUCUGGAUAUGAAAGAGACUGCAGCAGGAACGCAUGUGAAAAUGGAUCGGAAUGAAACAAGUGCAAACUCAACCUUACUAGUCAGAGAGGGAAAUGCAUCUCUUACCAUGGAGAAUUUAAAGGUCUCAGAUGAGGGCACAUACAUUUGUACAAUUACCUCUGAACCCUUCCAAACCCAGCAAAUCGUUCAGCUGAACAUCAUACAACCUCCCAGAGUUUUUUUCACAGAAAACAAAAUAACAUUCCCGGAUGAAUCACCGAAAAGAUUGAGUUGUCACUGUGAUCGUUAUUACCCCCUAGAUGUAAAGGUGGAGUGGUUUUCUCAGCUCCCUUCAGAGACAGAGAACGUCUCCCUGACAGAUGAAUCAUCUCUCUCCAGUCAUCGGCAGAACAGUGAUGGGACGUACUCUCUCUCAUCCUUUCUCAUCGUCCACCCUUCUAAACACCCUAUUGGCACUGUGUUUACCUGCAGGGUCUCUCAUUUUGGCCUAAAAACUCCCAGUGAUGUUAAUCUGACAGUACUAACACCUGAGCCAGGUCAACUAGCCAGUCUGGUGGAGAAUUACUGGGUGAUUUUGCUGACACUGAUUUUAUCAAUCUUGUUUUUAUAUCAAGCAUCAAGAUAGGCACUGAAUGGUACAACAGACAGAGCCUGCUCAGAAUUCCAGGACCUAGGGGUUAAUCCUGAGCUCAGUGCAACUUCACUUUUGUUUGGUCUGUGUUGUUGUUUUUUCCAGUUUCCUCCAAGCUCUGUGUGUGUGUGUGUGUGUGUGUGUGUGUGUGUGUGUGUGUGUGUGUGUGUGUGUGUGUGUGUGUGUGCAAUUUAACGAUUUAAGGUUAGAAAUAUCUUAAAGUCUAUCCAUGAGGCAAACAUUUUUAUUUUUUAUUUAAAUGUCUGAAAGACACCAAAUUUCCUUUUGUUUAUUGAGGUCAUUGUAAAGGUUCAGUGUAAUGUAGUGUUAAUUAGCUGUGUGUGUGUGUGUGUGUGUGUGUGUGUGUGUGUGUGUGUGUGCAUGUGAGUGUGUUGUUGUGUGCAUCUAUGAGCCUUACAGUUGACUUUUCAGUGACUACUGAUGUACAAUGAAAUAAAACAGUUCUUUUUAUUAGGUGUUUGUACGGGUGUACCUGUAAACCUGAAUGGUGAAAAUGUGUGCUGAAUGUUGUUACGUUUAAAUGUGAACACUGUAAUCAUAUACACCCCCUAACAGAAACUGGACUUCCAUUGACUUUUCUGAGUAACAUUACUCUUCACAGCAACAACAAACUAGGUUUAUUGUAAGGAAAAACAAAAACUGCACAAUAAUAUUGGUGACAGUAGUUACAAAGCUAAUAAUAGUUACCUCUACAUUUGUCAAAAAACACCUUUGCUUUCACACGUUCUCAACAUAGCAAUCAUUUCUUCACAGAAAUAUUUUUAAAGAUGUGCUGCUGCCUCUAAUGUCUCUCUCUUUUAAAUACUUCAUUAAACCCCACUCAGAGAAAAAAA